AUGAUUGUUCUACUGAUCCUUGCAAGUUUGUCAGGAACCCUGAGUGAAACUGAUAUGUCUUGCAAGUCGUUCAUUUUCUCCAAGGACUACAGUGUCCCUGCCGAACUGAUUCAUAAUACUGACGGUACAUAUUCCAGAUUCACGGUCUGCCUGAGAUCCUGCGCAAAUCUAACAGAGAGCGUCAUGUUCAGCCUGCUGAGUGGACUCCAAUUUGACUAUCUGUUCUUAAUUCUUGGAAGCGGUUCUGACACCAACACCGGCUUGAUUUGGGUGGAAGGACAAAGAGUGGAAGUUGAUUUCCCAUCUAACCACAAACUAAAGUGGAGAAGUAUCUGCCUGAGCUGGGACUCGCCCAAUGGCGAGAUGUUGGUAUGGGUGAAUGGAGAGACCGUCAAGAGGACAGAGCUACUGAAAAGGGGAGUGACCUAUGUCAAUCCCCGGACUUUUAUUGGGCCAGGUCAAAUUUUCCUAGGUGGUAAACCAAAGUUAGAUGUGGGGGAGAUUACAGAUGUCCAUGUGUGGGAUAGUGUGCUGACCUCACAGGACGUCAAGGAUUUUCAUAGCAAGAAAGGAAAAGUGUCUAUAGAGACGACCUCCGAAGCCUUUGCAGUUGCUCACAACUGUGUACACAUUCACAUCAGAGAUGAAGAUCCAGAAAACAUUGACUUAUUGGGCGGUAUUCAAUUAUUUCCACCCCCUUCCACACCUGUUCUAUUUCUGCUGACGGGCGUGGUAUCAUCAUUUCAGCUCCCCCCGGGGUAG
Molecule: messenger RNA, 762 nt
Organism: Pseudophryne corroboree (corroboree frog)
Lineage: Eukaryota; Metazoa; Chordata; Amphibia; Anura; Myobatrachidae
Product: C-reactive protein-like
Exons: 3
Coding region: 1-762 (253 amino acids)
Source: RefSeq, a predicted model, not a curated record